AGUCCAUGGGGUCACAAAGAGUCAGACCCGACUAAGCGACUAACAUGCACACACACACAGACCGGUGGCGUGGGGGUUGAGGAGAAGGCGGGCUGUCUCUGUGACAGCUUUGGGAAGUCAGGGGUGUCUCUGAUGAGGCAGGGAGCCAAGGUAGAGGCUAAGGUCAAAUUCAAAGAGCAGGAUAUAAGAAAUAAGCGUUCCUAGCCACAGGGUUUGACUACCGGUUUAGCAACGGUGAUAUGAAGUUCUUCGUGCCUUAAAUAAUAGCAAACCCAUGCUUUAAAUUAAAUUAAAGCAUUUUAAAUUCUUCUGAGUGGACCCACACAGGCAUUCUCUGCUCGUUAUUACUGAGAAUGACUAAGUAUUAUAAUUGAGCUGAAAAUAAUCUCCCGCCCAUACUUGCUGGGUUGGUUUCUAAGUAUUGAGUUUUUAAGUAAUGUAACAAAGUUGCAUUCUCUCCAAGUGUUAAUUUUAAAAACUGCAGAUGGUAACCAUCUGUUACACGACUAGCAUUUUACAAUGUUUGAUUAGCACUUUAUAUAGUUUGGGGAAGCCUGCCCAGGGAGUCUGCCCUGCCCAUCAGGUUGGGGAUUUCGGGCAUGUCUUCUGUGGGUGGCCCUUGAGAGUCUUUGUCCCCACCAUAUGUGGUUCCCCUCUCUGCUGUGCUGAAGUGUGGCUAGUUGGACUGGCAGGUUGCACCCUGCCCUGUUGGCACUCUUCCUUAGAGCUGGAGCCACGGGAGCUCACUGGGGACACAGGAUGUGGGAGGGCUGGAUCUCUCCCUCAGUCAGGACUCCCUUGGUUGCAAGUGACAAAACAAUGAACCCAAAUCUAGGGGUGGGACUACCUUCAGGUGCAUGGUGUUUGGGCUCAGGUGACUUCUUCAGACUUGGUGUCACUCAGGGUCUCAGCUCCGCCAUCUGCCAUGUGGCUUCAGUCUCAGGCUUCAAGAGGAGGCAAGAUGGCUUCUUUGGGAGUGAAGUCCUCUCAGCAUCAAGUCUAGAGUGGAGCCUUUUCAUUCACCCCUGCAGAGGCGGUGAGAUCUGCUCUGAUUGGACCAGCUUGUCACGUGCCCAUCUGUGGGCCAAUCCCAGUGACCAUGUAGAUGAAGGGCUCUGAAUGGUCAGGCCUGGAGUGGAGCCCCAUCCAGACCUUGGGGGCAGAGACCUGGAAGGGUAGAUCCCCAGUGGCUCAUCCAGGAUGUUACCAGGUGGGAGGAUGGGUGGUGGGGGCCCGCGGCCACUAGCCCACCCCAGUGUGAGAGUGAGAGGCCAAAAUACAGGGAGCACUUGGCAAAUUUAGCUGUGGAGAUAGACAGACAUUGUUACCAGGAAGAUAAUACGCUGGAAAUGAAAGAGCCUCUGAAACUAGCUCCUUAGUAAGUUUCCUCUCCUAGUUUAGCUCCUUAGUAAGUUUCCUUUCCUAGUUUCCAUAGAUUAGAUUCAGUAUUAUAGUUCUUUAUUUUUUAGAGUGGGUGCAGGUUGUCUGACUUAUUUUUAUGUUACUUUUAAACCAAGGCCAGCCACUUAAUCUUGGUCUUUUAGCUCCUCCAUUUGGAACACAGUGAGCCUGUCUCUAAGAGGGGAAAUCUGUGCAGAGGAGAUAACAGGAGAUAACAGAUUCUAUUCAGUCCAGUUCAACAAACAGGGCACGAAGUGAAGUGUUGGGGCCCGGGCCAGGCUCUGGAGGCCUGGCAGCAGGGACUGAGGUCUGGCGGAUGGCCCCACUACCGGGGGCAGAGCUGGUCCAGACGCCGCUGCAGCUCUACCGAUACCUGCUGCGCUGUUGCCGGCAGCUGCCCACCAAGGGCAUCCAGGAGCAUUACAAGCAUGCUGUCAGGCAGAGUUUCCGGGUUCAUUCGGAUGAGGACAACCCUGAGAGGAUCCAACAGAUUAUUAAGAGAGCCAUUGAAGAUGCUGACUGGAUCCUGAACAAAUAUAAAAAACAAAACUGAGACUCCAGGGCGUAAAGAGUGCAGCUGCCUUGGAGACGCUGACAUGGAGAGCCCUCGCUUCGCCCGGCCCUAGCAGCAGCAGCAGCCAUGCUGGGAUAUCCACUGGCCUGGUUGGCUGGGAGCAGGAAAUCAGCGAAAGGAGAAGCUGUCAUUUGCUCAGACUGCGCUUCCUGCCAUAUUUGUGUCCCCAGCGUCCUUCACAUUUGCUUUUCCAGCUGGUGAUGAGGUGAGCUUUGGGGAGAAGGUGUUUUCUUACUUGGCUCUGAAAGUGAUUCAUUUACUCUGGACGUCGUCAUUUGAGAGGCAGAGCUGGCGUCCCCUCACACAGCAGCCUGUGCAGAGGGCAGGGCGUGGGCCUUACAAUCAGGCUGAUCUGGAUUUGGAGCUCAGCUCGCUGGCUUUUCAAGAGUGUUGGCUUCAAGUCCACUUCUUCCUUCGUUAGGAUUAGAUAAGAUGAAAUCAAAGAGCCUGACCCAGGACAUGGUAUGCGGUGAGGCCAGUAAAUGUCCCUCUGAGGAAGCCAGCCUCUGAUGCUCGUGCGGUGCUCACGUGUCUCUCUGGCUCCCUCCACAUCAGCUCUUGGUUCUCUGUGGGCGUCUUCUGUCCCUGCUUGUCAGCCCAGGCCCUGAGCCCUCACAGUUGCACUGUGCCUGGCGGUCCGCCCAGCAGCUGCUCUUCCUGACCCCGACCCUCCCAGCCCAGAGAGACUGAAGCCCUGGUCCUUGUCUUCGUGGGAUCUGUCGUGUCUCAGAGUGCUGAAACAAAAAAUGCCAGGGCAGCUGCAGUAGACACCGAUGGGUUCAGGCUGCGUGUGACCAGCCCUUGCCUACUUUGGCUCCAUCUUAGAAGACGAGGGAGGAGGAGCAAGCAAGCAGUCGUGAGGGUCGUCGUGAGCCUGAAGUCCGUGGAGAAGGCAGACCUGGGUUGUGUCCCAGCUCCACACAAAGUGCUCUCGGGUAACUCACCUCGCCUCUUUCAGUCCUGGUUUCCCCAUCUAUCCCGGCAGUAAUGACCGUACCUACCUCACGGGGCCACAGUGAGGAGUCAUAAGCCCUAAUGUAUGCCAGGUGCUUCACCCAGGAUCUGGCCUGGGGAGCCAAGGAGAAGGGAGCGCCUUUUCAAGAGAUUGAGCCCCUUUUCAAGGUCACAAAAUGACUAAGUUGGGUCUGUGAAUGUACCAAACCCUCUAGAUUUAAGAGGGGAAGGACAGCAGCAGGGUGAGAGGGAGGAAGCGGGGAGGGCGAGCAAGGAACAUUAGGGUGACCGGCUGGAGCGGGCGGAGCAGCGAGAAGAUGCAAGGAGAGACCACACCAGUGGUGAGUGUCCCUGGAGGACUCCCAGCCAGAGGAUGAGCUUGCGAUCACGUGACUUACAGUGACUCAGAUCCGCCCAUGUGCGCUCAGCUGAUCAGCAGAUCAUGAGGUAAAUACAUCAGAGCUCUGGUGUAUGUUCCCUGCUGUGUGCUGUCAGGUUCGAUGUUGAGGGUUAGAGGCAGACAGACAGCUGCCAGGAGGGAUCAUUCUUUCAUGUUUUAAUUCAUUAAUUGAAAUGUCCGGUCCUAGGUAAAGAUAAAAUUUCAGAACUUGCAUGAAGGUUGAGGCAUCUCUCUUCCAGGUGGGAUCUGCCCCAGUGGGAAACCUGCUGUCAGAGGAGGGGACCACGGGCCGCCUUUGCUGGCUUGGGGUGGGGGAGUGGCAGGGGGUGCCUGGCAGACGGGUAGUUUCACCAAAGGCUCGGAAUAGCACCACUUGCUCAGGAAGCCCCGUGCUGUUCUGUGUGGUUGAGACAUCGUGGACAGAAGAGAUGGUUCUGCAGCCAUCUCUUUAUGUAAUUGUCUCCUGUCUGAGAGUGAACCCCUUGAGGGCAGGGACCAUAUGCUGGUCAGUGCAAAAUCUUCUGGGCCGGCUGUGUGCCUGCUGCCAACGUGGCGAACUCUAAGCAUUUGUUGAAUGGAAGAACCAUAAUCCAGGCAGACUCAUGUGCUGCUUUUGCUGUCAUGUUUAUUGCUUUCUAAUAAUGGGGGAUGCUGGGAGGUGGUGAUUGUUUCCUGGCCAACCACUGAUAUAUGUGUGUGUGUUCUUACCACGGAUGCUCAAAUAAAGUCUUAUUACUACUA
Molecule: messenger RNA, 4070 nt
Organism: Bubalus bubalis (water buffalo)
Lineage: Eukaryota; Metazoa; Chordata; Mammalia; Artiodactyla; Bovidae
Gene: LYRM9
Product: LYR motif containing 9
Exons: 4
Coding region: 1718-1954 (78 amino acids)
Source: RefSeq, a predicted model, not a curated record